UGAUGGAAAAGGUCCUAACAGUAUGUGUACAGCCUACCCCAGACCUGUGUUUGGAUCUCUACAUGAUGUCCCUAACCUGGCAGCCAGACACUGGCAUACAAUCAUAAUAGCAGAAAAAGUAUUAAACCAGAAAACCAUAAGAAGUAGAAUAUCCUCUCCAAGCUCCCCAAAAGAUAAAUGUUUAAAAAAUAAAAAAGUUGUGUUACAUUCACCACCCAUUAUAACAGAAGAAGACAGUGCUUAUUGUGAUGGAGCCAGUGACAUGUCUAGUGAGGGCACAUUAGAUUGUGAUACUGCAAAGGAUUCUGGGAAGCCUGGCAGUCCUGUGAUGCCCAGUGAAGUAUCCCAUCACCCUGUGGAAACAGCAGAAAGUGAUAUGCCUGAUUGGCUCAAAGCUGAAUUAGAUGAUGCUGAAGUGAUACCUUAUCCAGUAGGAAACCAACCACCCGUCGUCCCACCUCUUCUUUUAAGCAAAACUUCCAGUAUAAAAUCAAAUCAACCAGUUCCAAGUGUUCAACAAAAACCAGUGUCCAGUAACCAGCAGACGUCUGUCACCAUGCCAACAGAGGUUUCCAAAUCUGGUGAAAGUGUUCAACAAAAUGAAAUACCAGAAGGCAAUUCAUCAGUUAAUAACACAACAGAAAAUUCAGUACCAAUAGAUGUCAAUAAACUUCUGGAAAGAAUAUCAUUAUUAGAGAAAGAAAACAAAGAGUUGAAAGAAUUAGUGACUUCUCAAGCUGCAAGAAUUUUAGAGAUGGAAUCCAGUUCUUCAUGAAAUCAUCUGAAAACAACUUUUUAACAGUUAAAAUAGACAGAUCAAAGACAUUGUUUCCUAUCAUGUUUUAUCCCAGUGAAUAGUCAAUUUGAUCAUUUAGUACAUAUGAAUCUCUCUGAAUAUUCAUUUAGCAGCCAGACAUUUUGCUCAGUUCCAUUGUUGCUAUCUUAGUCUGUAUAGUUAGAAAGGUUCUGAUAAGGAAAGAUGUGCCUAAAUCUAGCCUCUUAGGGCUUGAGAAUAUGUAGGCAAGGUUCUUCAUAAUCAAAAAUAGUUUAACACAUUAGGCUACUUUUCAGACAAAAUAAAAGCAAAAAUGAAAUGAGUUAAAUUUGCUGUCUGUUCUAGACUCCUAGUUGCAGAGGGUGUCAUAUACGUAUGCAAGGGGAUAGUAACCUAAUUUAUCAUAUCUACUCACCAGUAGGACAUAGGGAUAUGUUGCUGUGAUAAAUCAUUCAUAUCGUGUAAAUUUUAUCCUCUGAAAGGAUAUUUAUUUCAUAUUGAAAUUAGUAUUUUUAGACAUUUUUGUUUGUAUGUAUAAGGAUUCAAAUUGCAUUGUCAGAAAAAGGACUUUAUCAAUAUAUUAAGUUUUCAGUUUCAUGACCUUGUCC
Molecule: messenger RNA, 1383 nt
Organism: Mytilus trossulus (common blue mussel)
Lineage: Eukaryota; Metazoa; Mollusca; Bivalvia; Mytilida; Mytilidae
Product: serine/threonine-protein kinase Nek9-like
Exons: 8
Coding region: 23-775 (250 amino acids)
Source: RefSeq, a predicted model, not a curated record